Messenger RNA from Darwinula stevensoni, 1018 nucleotides. The record is from the annotation of a GenBank genome assembly. NCBI's taxonomy places the organism in Eukaryota, Metazoa, Arthropoda, Ostracoda, Podocopida, Darwinulidae.
AUGGAAACGACGAAGAGAACGACGGAGUCUUCCCCGUCGGAGCGGAUCGAACCGUCGCCACCCUUCGCUCGACGUCCAGUUGCAGAGACCGUAAAGAUCCAACCGGUGCAGAUCAUGUCGGGUCUCGAGAAGAAAGUCAUUCUCAUCACUGGUGCCAGUAGUGGGAUUGGAGCAGGGACGGCAGAGGAAUUUGCGAAGAAGGGCAGUUGGUUGUCUCUGUGUGGCCGGAAUGCUCAGUCCCUUGCUGAUGUAGCUAAGAAAUGCCAUGAAGCAGGUGUUCCUCAAGACAAGAUUCUGCAGGUGGUGGGAGACCUCUCCCAGGAAGCAGACACAAUUGCUGCAGUGGAGAAGACCGUUGCUCAUUUUGGUCGCCUUGAUGUGCUGGUGAACAGUGCUGGCAUCCUCACGACUGGUGGUUUAGAAGACCUCUCCCUUGAGGACUAUGAUCAGCAGAUGAACAUCAACACAAGGGCAGUGUUACACAUCAUGAAGUUGAGCCUUCCCCAUCUUCUCAAGACCAAAGGCAACAUUGUUAAUGUCUCCAGCAUCACAGGAAUACGAGCUUUUCCAGGAGUGGUGGCUUACAACAUGAGCAAGGCUGCUUUGGACCAUCUGACUCGCUCCGUCGCUCUAGAGGUGGCUUCACGGGGAGUCCGCGUGAAUGCAGUGAACCCGGGGGUGAUUGUGACUGAUAUCCACAGACGUGCUGGCAUGGAUGAUGAAAAAUAUAAGGCGUUCCUGGAACAUGGAAAAACCACCCAUGCCAUGGGCCGUGUGGGAGAGGUGAAGGAAGUGGCCAAACCCAUAGUAUUUCUUGCUUCUGAUGAUGCAUCGUUCAUCACCGGACAAAUGCUGGCCAUCGAUGGUGGUCGAGGAGUCAUGUGUCCUCGUUAAAAUGGCUUUUGCUACUACCUCUGCUACAGAUUUGAGAUAUUUCAAGUAAUGUAUCCAUUUGGUUCUAUCCAAUGAGUAUAUUAAGUUUUUUUUAUUUUCCUUUCAUCAAUAAAGUACCAUCAGG